Messenger RNA from Candoia aspera, 2362 nucleotides. RefSeq names its product dishevelled segment polarity protein 2 (gene DVL2). The record is from RefSeq and is a predicted model, not a curated record. Bases 22 to 2238 code for a protein of 738 amino acids. Gene Ontology annotation, biological process: canonical Wnt signaling pathway; intracellular signal transduction. Gene Ontology annotation, molecular function: frizzled binding. The transcript has 15 exons. Lineage: Eukaryota; Metazoa; Chordata; Lepidosauria; Squamata; Candoiidae. Gene Ontology annotation, cellular component: cytosol.
CUCCCCCCGCGCCGGGUUGCCAUGGCGACGGCGGGCCCGGGCCCCGCGGCGGGCGAGACGAAGGUGAUCUACCACCUGGACGAGGAGGAGACGCCCUACCUGGUGAAGAUCCCGGUGCCGGCCGAGCGCAUCACGCUGGGCCACGUCAAGGCGGCGCUGGCCCGGCCCGGCGCCAAGUACUUCUUCAAGAGCAUGGACCAGGACUUCGGGGUGGUGAAGGAGGAGAUCUCCGAGGACGGCGCCCGGCUGCCCUGCUUCAACGGCAGAGUCGUCUCCUGGCUGGUGUCUUCGGAGGCGCCCCCGCCCGAGCCGCCGCCGCCGCCCGUAGAGGCCCGGCCGGAGCCUUCUCCCCCGCCGCCUCCGCUUCCCCCGUUGCCCGCAGAGCGGACCAGCGGCAUCGGGGACUCCCGCCCUCCUUCCUUCCACCCAAACCUCUCGGGCAGCUGCGAGAACUUGGACCACGAAACCGAGACGGAGUCCGUCGUUUCGCUGAGGAGGGAGCGGCCCCGUCGCAGGGAGAGCACGGAGCAUGGAGGCGGGCACCGGGUAAAUGGACAAUCCCGGCUGGAGCGGCACUUGGCUGGGUACGAGAGUUCCUCCACGCUGCUCACGAGCGAACUAGAGACCACCAGCCUCUGCGACUCGGAUGACGACGCCGUGAGCAGGUUUAGCGGUUCUACGGAACAGAGUGGUGCCUCCCGCCUCCUCAGGCGCCACCGCAGGCGGAGGAAGCAGCGCCCGCCACGUCUCGAGCGGACGUCCUCCUUCAGCAGCGUCACCGACUCUACCAUGUCCCUCAACAUCAUCACUGUCACUCUGAACAUGGAAAAAUACAACUUCCUGGGCAUCUCCAUUGUGGGGCAAAGCAACGAGCGGGGAGACGGGGGGAUCUACAUUGGCUCCAUCAUGAAAGGGGGGGCGGUGGCAGCAGAUGGCAGGAUUGAACCUGGAGACAUGCUGCUUCAGGUUAACGACAUCAAUUUUGAAAACAUGAGCAACGAUGACGCUGUGAGAGUCCUGAGGGAGAUCGUGCACAAGCCAGGUCCGAUCGUUCUGACAGUGGCCAAGUGCUGGGACCCGUCCCCGCAAGGGUAUUUCACUCUGCCGAGAAAUGAACCGAUCCAGCCCAUUGACCCGGCAGCUUGGGUGUCCCACUCAGCUGCCCUGACGGGGGCCUUUGCCCCGUACCCGGGGAGCAGCUCAAUGAGCACCAUCACUUCAGGGACCUCCGUCACGGAGACCGAACGCUUCGAUGACUUCAACCUCUCGGUCCACACGGACAUGGCUUCGGUCACCAAGGCGAUGGCGUCCCCUGAGUCUGGCCUGGAGGUGCGGGACCGCAUGUGGCUGAAGAUCACCAUUCCGGAUGCUUUUCUAGGCUCGGACGUGGUGGACUGGCUCUAUCACCACGUGGAGGGCUUCCAGGACCGCCGUGAGGCCCGGAAGUACGCCAGCAACCUCCUGAAGGCCGGCUUCAUCCGCCACACGGUGAACAAGAUCACCUUCUCCGAGCAGUGCUACUACAUCUUCGGUGACUUCAGCGGCUGCGAGAACUAUAUGGCCAACCUCUCCCUCAAUGACAACGACGGAUCGAGCGGGGCCUCUGACCAGGACACCCUGGCACCUCUGCCGCUGCCAGGUGCCACUCCUUGGCCUCUGAUGCCCACCUUUCCCUACCAGUAUCCGGCCCCCCACCCGUACAGCCCCCAGCCCCCGCCUUACCACGAGCUCUCUUCGUACAGCUACGGGAUGGGGAGUGCUGGCAGUCAGCAGAGCGAAGGCAGCCGGAGCAGCGGCUCAAACCGCAGCGACGGGGGUGGGGGCGGCCGGGCGGCCGGAAGACCCAAGGAGGAGAAGGCGGGGGCAGACUCCAAGUCCGGGAGCGGGAGCGAGUCGGAAUAUUCCACCCGCAGCGGCAGCCAGCGUGGGGGUGCAGUGGUGGGGCCGAGCGGGGAAGGGCCUUCGCAGCGCAGCCAGCACAGCCUGGGGGGCGGCAGCGUGCGUUCCCACCAUUCCCUCCACAGCACCUACGCUGCUCCCGGGGGCGUGCCCUUGGGCUACAAGCCGAUGGUGGUAAUGAUGAUGCCUCCGCCGCCACCCGCUGCGGCCGCCGUGCAGCCCCCAGGUGCCCCCCCGGUGCGUGACUUGGGCUCGGUGCCCCCCGAGCUCACCGCCAGCCGCCAGUCCUUCCACAUGGCCAUGGGCAACCCCAGCGAGUUCUUUGUGGAUGUGAUGUGAUGGGGCUGCUGGCCCCCCCGAGCCAUUCUCACCAGAACCAGCCACCCAGAGGGGUCUGGCCUCUUGCUGUUUGUGGUCCCUUGCCACAGAAGAGGCCAGAAGGACCAAACGCUUCCAGUCCCAC